This is a messenger RNA of Saprolegnia diclina VS20, 1272 nucleotides long. RefSeq lists its product as hypothetical. NCBI's taxonomy places the organism in Eukaryota, Oomycota, Saprolegniomycetes, Saprolegniales, Saprolegniaceae. Gene Ontology annotation, biological process: triglyceride catabolic process; lipid homeostasis. The record is from RefSeq and is a predicted model, not a curated record. Gene Ontology annotation, molecular function: triacylglycerol lipase activity. Gene Ontology annotation, cellular component: lipid droplet; membrane; cytoplasm. The transcript is spliced from 3 exons. Bases 186 to 1220 code for a protein of 344 amino acids.
AGACAGCCCAUCAACUUGGUCGCGCAAGCUGCAAGCGCUCGAGCCCGCUACGCCCGAGACCGGACCGGGUUACGAUCGACCGCCGAUGCUAGACGCUGGAUACACAAGGAGCUAUGAGAAGGCUCCGUACCAGUCUUUGAUGUGGUUGGUAGCAUCAUGCUCGUGUUUUUACAUCAUUUUAGCCAAUGGCAUCGCGUUGUCGCUGGCGGUCCACGUGUGCAACACGCAAGGAUCGUUGCGCGUUGCCGAGCUCACUUUUCUCCGAGCCCCUCGCCGCCUCCAUCAUGGACGCUCUCUGGACCGACGACAGCCGCCCGUCGCACAAGCGCAAGCGCGACGCCAGCGACGACGCCAACCCGGUCUGGAAGUACGUCGCUUCGACGCUCCAGAAGCGCGUGCGUGUCCCGACCUAUGUGCCGUUUGCGUCAACGCUCAAUGCGUUCUGGGCCGGUGACAACGACGACAAGGAGGCGGUCGAGGAAGCGAGCGUCGAAGUCCCGCGCCCACUCGGCGUUCGCGUCGAGCCGACGCACGCCCGUGGCGCCACGGUGCAGAUUGGUUUUGGCGGCUGUGGCGGCUUUUACAACUACCACUUGGGCAUUGCGUCCGUCUUGCAGGAGCACUUUGACUUGACCAACUGUGUCUUCUCGGGCGCGUCGGCUGGCUGCUUUCCAGCGCUCGUGCUUGCGCUCGGCCGCGACGUCAAGUCAUUCUUCUACGGCCCGAACCUCACGCUGGUCCAAGACGCGAAUGAAAAGACAUUUUACGGCCUUCGCGACUGGAUUCCGCUCACGAAGGAGCAUGUACUCAAGACGCUGGCGCCGGACGCGUACACGCGCGUCGACAACAAGUUUUUCGUGUCGAUCACGCACGUCCCGAGCCUCGCGAACGAGCUCGUGACGACCUUUACGUCCAACGAAGACAUGGUCGAGUGCAUCCUUGCGUCCGGGCACGUGCCCAUCUACACGAACGAAGUGCUCAAGCCGUACCGCGGGCAAAAGUACGUCGACGGCUGCGUCUCCAACAACUGGCCCGUCCCGCACGGCGACGACCACCCGUCGCACGUCUUUCAGAUCUACCACUGGCGCACGAUCUGGCCGCACUGGUGCCUCAUCUCGACCAAUACGGAGUGGGCGAUAACGCAGUUCCAGUGGGGACGCGACGAUGCGCUCGCUCAUAUACACGAGAUUGAAGCGCUGCUCCACUACAAGACGCAGUAGACUCUCGUAUCGUUGCAUGUACUAGUACACGCGGUGUCGUAUUCGGUUUUAC